AUGGUGUCCGAUGGUUUAUUUCUGAAACCGGUCGCUUUCAUUGGCGUACCAACCAAGCCUGAAUACAAGAGUUCUUCCAAAUGUGAAGUUAAGGAUUGUGUUCUUCACCCUUUACGCCUUAGCUUGUUCUUGGCUUUCAACAGGGCUUUAAGCGGUUUUCUAAUGAUGAUGACGCAAAAUGGAAAGUUAUUGUACAUAUCGGAUAAUGCUGCGGAGUACCUGGGCCAUUCCAUGGUGAGUGUUUUACAGGAGGACCUUUUAAUCCAUGGAGAUAGCGUAUAUGAUAUAAUAGAUAAGCAAGAUCACCAAGCGAUCCAAUGCGAAUUGGGACGGCCAGUAAAUACGGGGUCCAAUCCAAGUGAUGAAAUUCGGCUGUUUUUAUGUAGGAUGAAUGUUUCUAGGAAUGCUAGGCGACAAAUGAGGUUUGGAGACCAAAAGGUAGUUUUAGUUCAAGGAAGAUACCUCUCCUUUUUACCACUAUGUAGUCGCAAUGAACCAGUAUUUUUAGCAACGUGUACCCCGGUCGCCAUGCCUGAAACCAGGGAGUGUGUCGUUCAGGGUGCCACCAACGUAUUUACAUCCAUUCAUUCUAUGGACAUGCGGUUUAUCCAUAUCGAUACCAACAAAAGGAAUCGCUAUCUCCUGACAGAAUCUCCAUUCCUAAUUCCUGACGGGACUUUUACACAAUCGGAACAAGAACGCUCCUGCAUCUUACUAGCUCAGUUCCAAAGGAGAACAGGUGAGUGGAUGUGGAUGCACUGCGUGUUGCAGGUAAAAGAGAGCUCUGAAAGUAACCAACAGCCCGUAAUCGUGUGCACCAAUCAAGUACUAACCGACGCCGAAGCAGCUGUUAUGAGAACCAAUAGUUGGCUCUAUCAUUAUUAUUCUGUACAAAAUAAAUUGCAAUAUGGUCUUACCUAUGACGUUGGACCUUCUUCACGUCUGUUGUAUUAUCCUGAACAUACCCAAACGCCGGAAUUUGCAACGACGCACGAUGCGAGUGGGUAUGCGCACCUCACGGCAAUGCCCACACCAAUGCAAACCCAUUUAACUCACCAUCCGGCUUCUACGCAUGCCCAUCACAACCAGCACCAUCAUCAUCACAGACGUGCUGAUUCUGAACCUGUAGACUACUCUUAUAGCAAAAGAAAACCCAAAGAAUUACAAAAUUUACAAUUAGAAGUUACAGAUCAUGAAAUCACCGACAGCGAAGGAGGUAGCAGCGGGUUGCUGGUUAUAUCCCAUAUGUCAGAGCGGCCACGCACCCUACUUAAAGUAGAUCCUAGUGAAUUAAUGGAUCAAUGGAACCCUAGUCCACCUUGGUCCGAUACUUUACAAAAAGUACCGGAUCUCUGCCACCAAGAACUUAGUCCGUACAUAGGCAGUGCUCCUCCCACCCCUACAGCCACACCAAGCAAUCAAACUAGUGCAUUUUCUUUCGACUGGAUGCCAGAGCAGUAUGUUCCAUCAUUAGCAGCCGUAGCCUCGGUAGAUGAUGGAGAAAGACCUAUCUACUGGCCGACUGAACAUAGACUGUUUCCCCUACAACCUCCACCAAAAAGAAACCACGGACCAGGGAGGUCGGAAUCAGUAGAUAGAGACACACCUUAA
Diabrotica balteata is the source of this 1611-nucleotide messenger RNA. The record is from the annotation of a GenBank genome assembly. Lineage: Eukaryota; Metazoa; Arthropoda; Insecta; Coleoptera; Chrysomelidae.